AAGACUAUGUCAACAAACGUUUGCUUCACGAGUCCACGACUUCUCGACUUCUCGUGCAAGAGAGGCUGUACUGAGAGGCAGCAACACACUGCUCAUAGGAGGUGGUCACAGCCUCACCCUGACGCCUGGCCACCUUCACCACUAACAGUGUGCAGGUGUAGACAACAGAAGCUGCACCACCACCACCAUGGAGCAGGUUGCCCACCACCUGGAGGAGAAGGAGCGGACCCGUGACAUUGAGAUUGAUGAGAACGUGACCUUUACUGACUUGCUGCUGUCUGAGCCAGUACUGGCCGGCCUGCUUGCUGCAGGGUUCAAGCGGCCCAGCCCCAUCCAACUGGCGGCCAUCCCCCUGGGGCGCUGCGGCCUGGACCUGGUAGUGCAGGCCAAGAGCGGCACUGGCAAGACUUGUGUGCUGGCUGUGGUGGCCCUAGAAGCUGUGAGUGUUGCCUCGUCGGCCACCCAGGUGGUGGUGGUGGCUCCCACGCGUGAGGUGGCCAUCCAGGUGGCACAGGUGGUGUCCACACUGUCCAGUGCCAUGCCCGGUCUGUCUACAGUAGCUGUCAUUGGUGGCACUAAGCUGGCUGAUGAUAAGGCCAAGCUGCAGCAGUGCCAAGUGGUGGUGGGUACCCCAGGCCGCCUGGCUCACCUGGUGUCCCUGGGCCACCUGCGCCUGCAAUGUGUUAGGCUGUUGGUGUUGGAUGAGGCCGACCGCCUGCUGGAGGGAAAUUUCCUUGGUCCAGUGACUGAUUUGGCCAAUGCCCUGCCCCUCAACAAACAGGUGCUGUGCUUGAGUGCCACCUUCUCAGAUAGCACUGCAGCCCUGGCCGAUGGGCUGAUGCGCUCCCCGUCACAUGUGCGGCUGGACCGAGACUCGCCAGCCCUUCUGGGGGUGAACCAGGUGGUGCGUCACUUGCAGCAUAUGGCGUCCCCACACAUGCGUCAGGCAGCCAAGGAGGUGGAGCUGCUGAAGCUGCUGUCCCAUGUCACCUUCAACCAGUGCCUGGUGUUCUCUGGCUCACAACUCCGUGCCGAGUCAGUGUGUCACCGGCUCAAGGCCGAGGGGUGGCCGGCAGUGUACUUAACGGGAGCCCAGUGCCAGACAGAACGCUUGGCUGCACUGGAGGCACUGCAAACCCACCGCUGUCGCAUCCUGGUGGCCACGGACUUGGCGGCACGUGGCCUUGACUCGGCUCAUGUCAACCUGGUGGUGAGCCUCGACCUGCCCCCUGAGCCAGCUACCUACUUGCACCGGGCAGGCCGUGCUGGCCGCUACGGUUCACGGGGCGCUGCAGUGAUGCUGGUGUGUGGGCCAGAGGAGUGGUAUGGGGCCAGGGCCAUUGCCACACUGGCAAAUGUCAGGCUGCUGCUGGCUGGCAAGCAAUGGGUGAGCCAUCUGGCCACGAAGAAAGUGGAGGGAUGGAGGUGGCUAGAAGGAGAGAAAGAGGAAUCAGAAGAGGGAAAGACAGGAAGGAUGGAAAAACAGGAGGAGGAUGGGGUGGAGAAAUCACAGGCAGGAAGGAUGGAGGAGGAGGAGAAAGAAGUAACUAGACUGAAGGAGGUGGAUCACUUAGAUGAGGAGGAAGCACGUGCCUGGCUGAAGACACACAAACCCCACAAGAAGGGGUCUACCCCUGCCACACUGCAGCAGGAGAAUGGGGAGGUGCAGGUAAAGAGCAAUAACAGAUUUGUUACUGGGGAUGAGAAGGCAGCAGUUAGUGAGGCAGAGUGUGAGACAGCUGCAGAAACCCAAAGAGAUCAUGAGGUGAAGAAGAAAGCGAGGAGGAAAGAAAGACACCACAAUCAGAUGAAGGAAGAGGAAGACAAAGAAAACAGAGGGAACAUAAAGCGAGACAAUACUUCCACUCAUAUAAACACACACAAAAAACACACAAAGAAAAAGGAAACAAACACAGACACUCAGAAGACACACAAUACAGAGACAAAUUUUAAUACCAAAGCAACUGUCAUGUCUUUAGUAAACAGGGCAUGGCAUAGACCCCCACCAGUCACCAUGUCCUAUACACACCUGCUCUCAGAAUGCACUGCACAAUACAACACAUCCACUCCACCCUCAAACACCAAGGUAAAAGUCCCACCAUGGCCUGUGAAGGUGGAGGUGACUAAGGGUGAAGAAUCUGCCUUAGAGAAGUACCUGGAUGGGCAGCGAGAGGAGGCACAGGAGAGGAAGAAGGCAUGGAGUGGUGUGAGAUUUGAUGCCUUUGCUGUUCUUGAUGCAAUGACACAGAGGAGAGAUGCAAGGGAGGUGCUGGAGGAGGCAAUGCAACAGUCCACAAAUGCCUUGCCUCACACACCUAUUUCCCUGACACCAAGUGCAGGCAGCAUUCAUUCCUCACCCAGCACUUCCCAACACUCCAGUCACUCCCUACCCAAGAACCAAUCAAAACAAAGCUACAGUUCAUCAAGUUCUGAAGACUCACCCUCGUCUAGUGACUCGGAGCUCCCUACCACUGAACGAAAGCUGGUUUUUUCACCCCCACACCCCAAGCAUCACACUCAGCACCUCUCAGCAAUGCACAGCCAAGCACCACAACCUCGGACAGAGCAGCCAGCACACAGCACCACAGGAACGUGUCCCAAGGAGAGGAAACAUGGAAAGACACGAAGACAAAGCCGGGAAAGCAAUAGUGAGGCAGUGAGUGAACCAACACACUACCAAACCCACCAUGACAACUACAACUACAGUGCCUACAACAAUGACUAUAACUACAACCAGUGGUACCCAGGUUAUGAUCAGAAUCAACAGUACCACUACAACCAGCAUGCAGACUAUAAUGCCUACAACUACUAUAACCAAGGGUACUACAAUUACAACCAAGGACACAGCUACCAUGAAGCCACACAGCCUCCCAUGCACACACACACGGGGUACACACAGGAAGUUGAUGCGUGCGUGAGAAGUGCAUGUAAGUUUGCGUCAAUGAUGGAGUAUGUGAGAAACAUGGGACGAGUGAGUCUGUACGUGUCUCAGGAUUACCACAGCAGGAGGCAGCAACAGGGGAAGCAGGAAGGUGGUGAGGGAACAGCAAGGCACAGCAGAAGUUGCCACAGCACCAGAGAACAAGGCAGAGGAGAAUGGCAGCAUAAACAGAAAUAACGGUAUCACUGGAUUAUGAAUGUGAGAAUGGCUGUGAUGCUGAAAAGGAGAAGGGGAAAGAAGUCACAAAACAGCAGUAAUGAUAAUAGAAAUACGGGAGAAAACUAUGUAAGCAGUAGUAACAGCACCACUCUGAAUUAAAAACAAAACAAUGGCUGUGAUGCUAGUGAGGUGGGAAAGAAAAAGUGACACAAACAGCAGUAACAGCAGAAAAAGGGAAGAGAAUGGAGUAGCAACAAAGAAAAGCUGUGAUCUUGAGUAAGAGAAACAGAAAGAGAGCAGUGAUAGACAUAAGUAACACCACCACUCUGCAUUGUGUACUAAGGAACCACUGUGAUAUGUAAAGUGAAUGGGGAGGAGAGACCAAUGACAGAGUGGUCUUACAUUCCUAAUUGACUAAAGGACAAAAAAUGAUAGUGAAAAUAAAUUGUAUGUUUUUGUUGACAGAAAAGGUACACCAAGUAUUUCUGCAUUUAUAAAUGAUCGAAGAAUGUCAGAUCUGAGUAGGAAAAUAUAUGUGAAGUUAAAUUUGUGUUUUUUUAUAUAAACUGCAGCUAUAACUGAGCUUUGUGAUGCAUUGAAAAAUUCCUUGCUUAUUUAAUAUUAUUAAUAUUUUUUGUGUUCAUUUGUUUGUCUACAAUAAUUGUGUAUAGUUGUUAUAAUAAUAAUUUCAAUUUGUCUUGAAAAUGUUCAGUUCUUUGCAUAUUCUAAUUCCUACAGAUUUUGUAAUAAAGCAGUGCUGUGAACAUGUAGAAUUGUUUGUUAUGGGAGGGAAGUUAAUUAGCAACAUUCAUUUAACCAGCAAAGUGGAAAUAAGUGUGAUGAACGCUGAGGUUUAGUCAGCAUGAUGAGCUGAGCCAGCAGAACACAGCAGUCUGUGAUGGAGGUGUUGAACUGUACAAUAAAGUAAUACUGAAA
Molecule: messenger RNA, 4036 nt
Organism: Portunus trituberculatus (swimming crab)
Lineage: Eukaryota; Metazoa; Arthropoda; Malacostraca; Decapoda; Portunidae
Product: probable ATP-dependent RNA helicase ddx20
Exons: 3
Coding region: 188-3118 (976 amino acids)
Molecular function (GO): RNA helicase activity; ATP binding; nucleic acid binding
Source: RefSeq, a predicted model, not a curated record